CAAGCGAAUACUGACGGGCCGUUAGUGGACCAACAUUCCAUGCAAUAUUAUUACACCAACCAACAGAUUGAACCCAAUGAACACAUCUGAAAUGAGAGAAUAAUAACAAAAUUGCAUACUUAACUUUGAGGAUCACAGUUGCAACACAUUCCUGAUUUUCAAAUUCUGAAAAUGUUGCUAGAUUUUAUUGCUGGCCUUUUUGGAGGUGCCGCAGGUGUACUUGUUGGACAUCCACUCGAUACAGUUAAAGUUCACCUGCAAACUGAUGAUCCUCGAAAUCCAAAAUAUAAAGGUACAUUCCAUUGCAUGAGAGUGAUACUGCUUAACGACAAUGUGAGAGGACUUUAUCGUGGAAUCAGCAGUCCAAUGAUGGGCAUUGGUUUAGUUAAUGCAAUAGUCUUUGGAGUGUAUGGCAACAUUCAAAGGAUUUCAGACAACCCCAAUUCCUUGAUGACCCAUUUUUUUGCGGGCGCUACAGCUGGGGUAGCCCAGGGCGUUAUAUGCGCUCCAAUGGAGCUGGCAAAAACCAGACUUCAGCUAUCCACACAGAUUGAUUCGGGACAAAGAUUCAAAGGACCAAUCGAUUGCUUAAAAUACAUACAAAAAACCGAAGGACUUCGAGGUACCUUUAAAGGACUUUCAGCAACAAUACUAAGAGAUGUACCAGGUUUCUCCAGUUACUUUGUAUCUUAUGAAUUUAUGAUGUCACUCAAAGAGACGCCAAGCUCGCUAUAUACUCUUAUGUCCGGUGGCUUUGCGGGCAUAUGCUCCUGGCUGGCCUGUUAUCCCAUUGAUGUUGUUAAAACGCAACUACAAGCGGAUGCCUUGGGGAAAGCAGCGCUAUACAAUGGCUUCGUUGACUGUGCAAUAAAAAAUUAUGAAAAAGAGGGAAUCCAUUUCUUUUUUCGUGGCCUCAACUCAACGUUACUUCGCGCGUUUCCAAUGAAUGCCGCAUGCUUUUUUGUUGUUGAAUAUGUUUUGGAUUUUUGUAAGCGUCAUAACAUUGAGUUAAUUGGUAAUUCAAACCGGUCACUGAAAGUUGUAAAGUUGGAAAACACAACAGAACAUGAUCUGCAAACAGAUGGGGAGUUGGUACGUAAAAUAAUUUCGGAUAAUUCUUCAGAUUUUCUAUUUACAAAUGAUGUCAUAAUUGGAAGUUUUAAUGAUAAGCAGCAUUGGGAAAAAAAUCAGGAAAGUAAAAUGCGAGGUUCAUAGCUCAACAUUUAAAGCUGUAUAUAGAUAAUACUAGAAAUAAACAAAUUUUUAGAAACAUUUUGUUAUCCAA
Drosophila busckii is the source of this 1285-nucleotide messenger RNA. RefSeq names its product mitochondrial basic amino acids transporter. The coding region runs from base 172 to 1215 and encodes 347 amino acids. Gene Ontology annotation, molecular function: high-affinity L-arginine transmembrane transporter activity. Lineage: Eukaryota; Metazoa; Arthropoda; Insecta; Diptera; Drosophilidae. Gene Ontology annotation, biological process: mitochondrial L-ornithine transmembrane transport. The transcript is spliced from 4 exons. Gene Ontology annotation, cellular component: mitochondrion. The record is from RefSeq and is a predicted model, not a curated record.